AUGGAUAAUGAUCGUGCAUUUUUGUCCUUCGAUCUUUUCAAUUCAAUUCCAGACGGAAAGAUGAGAGAUACGCUAAUCAAUUUGGCAAUUAUCUUUUAUUGUCUUCAAGCGGCACCGAUAUUUGUUGAGCAUGAAGUUGAAUUACAUCCCGUUUAUGGUAAAUCAAACCAACAUACCGGAUAUACUGCAAAGGUGAUAAUCGGUGAGUCGAAAGAGGAGUUAGCUCUACUUUUGGAUAUUGCUACCACCAUUAUUUGGAUUUAUCCUUCUAAAUAUACAGAGAUACUUCCGGAAAACAAGCAAGCUUACUCAUUCUUGCAAUCAGAAACCUUUAAGAAAGAAAAUCCACUUUUGUUGGUGGAAGCUUACGGUUCCAGAUCAGUUGCAUUGUACACCGAAUGGGAUAAGAUUUCGCUUAAUUUAUUAGAUGGAACAUGCUUAGAUUUCACAGAUUUUCCAUUCUGUAAAGUAAAGAUUAUCAUAUGGCCUAAACGCGAAGAUUAUCAACGAAUCGAUGGUUUAUUUGGUAUUGGCGUUCCAUAUGGGAAUUCCGGCGAUUCUUCCCGGAAUAAUCAAUCGUAUCUAGUUAUUACCGUUGCAUUGCCACCAUUGGAUUCAAAUAAAACAGCGAUAUUAACGCUGGGUGGACGUAAUAACCAAUCAUGCGAUUUGAAUUAUGAAACCGUUGAACCGCUUCGUUUGAUUAAUGAAAACACUGGACAAGAACGUCAAGUGGCUCCUUCUCCUUCUCAUCUCAUAGCGUCAAAUCAAUCUGGAAAUCAUUACGAAUUCAAAUAUAACUCCAUCAAAAUGGGCGAUGUGAUGUCUUCUAUUGUAUCAUUUGCUUAUCUGAGCACUAUUGAGCCAUUUAUCAGUGUUCCGGAUGAUUUCCUGAGCAAAAUCAUUACCAAUCUCAAUGCAACGUUUGAUUCAUCAGAGAACAAAUAUAUGGUACAAUGUAAGGGAUCGGUCGCUCAUAACACAUACGAGCCAUUCGAGAUAUCCACCGAUAGUAACACUUACGUCAUUCCGCCACAACAUUUCAUAAUCAAACAUAAUCCGGACGAUAUGUUAUGCGAACUUGCGUUCAGAAAGAAUGAACGAAUAUUUUACUAUUUAUAUGCGUCUGAAAAUCUAAUCGAAAGAUAUAGUGAUAUUGAUCCAAAUAUAAUCGUGCUUGGAAUACCAUUCUUCCAUCAAUAUUGCAUAAUGUUGAAACCACGUGGCUCUAAUAUUAAUUUCGCACCGAUAAUUUAA
Molecule: messenger RNA, 1257 nt
Organism: Cercopithifilaria johnstoni
Lineage: Eukaryota; Metazoa; Nematoda; Chromadorea; Rhabditida; Onchocercidae
Source: the annotation of a GenBank genome assembly